AUGGAAGGAAUUAAAACGGAACUUGGCCUUGGUACCAUUAGAGAAUUACGAUCUAGAUUUAUUGGCGGUUGUAUUAAUAGGGCUAAAGCGUACGAAACUGAUAAAUAUGAUAUUUUCGUGAAAUUUAAUGAUAACGAAAAGGCCCAGGAGAUGUUUGAUGGUGAAUUUGCGAGUCUUCAAGCAUUGUUAGAUACGAAUACAAUCCGAGUGCCGAAACCAAUCAAAGUAUUUUCUGUAAACGGUGAGCGUUGCUUGGCAAUGGAAUUUAUAGAUAUGCGUGGUCCAUCAAAUUCUGAGAAACUUGGUACUAGUAUAGCGAAAUUACAUUUACAUAACAAAUCCUUAAUGGAAGCAAGUAAAAACAGCGAAUCAACAAUUGGUGGUAUCGAUAAGCAGCCGAAACCAAUUAAUAAAUUCGGAUUUCAUACACUUACGUAUAGUGGAUAUUGCCCACUUAUUAAUGAAUGGUCGGAUAAUUGGGUGGAAUUUUAUUCGCAAAAUCGACUGAAGAAAGUUAUUGAUAUCAUUGUGGAGAAAACCGGUGAUCGGGAAUUGCUGACAUUGUGGCCAGAGUUAGAACGAAAAAUCCCGGAAUAUUUCAAGGAUUGUGAUAUAUAUCCGUGCUUGUUACACGGUGAUCUCUGGUCUGGAAACUAUUCGUUCACCGAGGAUGGUCCAGUAGUAUUCGAUCCGGCAUCUUUUUAUGGUCAUAGCGAAUAUGAGUUCGGUAUCUUGACCAUGUUUGGUGGCUUCGAUAAAGCUUUUCACACGGCUUAUCACAAAAUGAUACCACAAACUGCUGGAUUCACCCAACGUGUGCUUCUUUAUCAGCUUUUCCAUCACUUGAAUCAUUGGAAUCAUUUUGGUGCCGGAUAUAAACCAAGCGCAUUAAAUUUAAUGCGGAAACUGUCGUGA
Molecule: messenger RNA, 915 nt
Organism: Cercopithifilaria johnstoni
Lineage: Eukaryota; Metazoa; Nematoda; Chromadorea; Rhabditida; Onchocercidae
Source: the annotation of a GenBank genome assembly